Molecule: messenger RNA, 1246 nt
Organism: Nomascus leucogenys (northern white-cheeked gibbon)
Lineage: Eukaryota; Metazoa; Chordata; Mammalia; Primates; Hylobatidae
Gene: TIPIN
Product: TIMELESS interacting protein
Biological process (GO): DNA replication checkpoint signaling; replication fork processing; DNA damage response
Cellular component (GO): replication fork protection complex; nucleus
Molecular function (GO): DNA binding
Source: RefSeq, a predicted model, not a curated record
GGAGUUCCCGAGUAUCGCGAGAAGCGCGCUUAGUCUGCACGCCGAGGUCCGCGCUGUGGCCCGUGUUUUCUGUGUGAGAGGAAAAGAUGCUAGAACCACAGGAGAAUGGCACGAUUGACCUACCAGAUUAUGAGCAUGUAGAAGAUGAAACUUUUCCUCCUUUCCCACCUCCAGCCUCUCCAGAGAGACAAGAUGGUGAAGGAACUGAGCCUGAUGAAGAGUCAGGAAAUGGAGCACCUGUUCCUGUACCUCCAAAGAGAACAGUCAAAAGAAAUAUACCCAAGCUGGAUGCUCAGAGAUUAAUUUCAGAGAGAGGACUUCCAGCCUUAAGGCAUGUAUUUGAUAAGGCAAAAUUCAAAGGUAAAGGUCAUGAGGCUGAAGACUUGAAGAUGCUUAUCAGACACAUGGAGCACUGGGCACAUAGGCUAUUCCCUAAACUGCAGUUUGAGGAUUUUAUUGACAGAGUUGAAUACCUGGGAAGUAAAAAGGAAGUUCAGACCUGUUUAAAACGAAUUCGACUUGAUCUCCCUAUUUUACAUGAAGAUUUUGUUAGCAAUAAUGAUGAAGUUGCGGAGAAUAAUGAACAUGAUGUCACUGCUACUGAAUUAGAUCCCUUUCUGACAAACUUAUCUGAAAGUGAGAUGUUUGCUUCUGAGUCAAGUAGAAGCCUAACAGAAGAGCAACAACAAAGAAUUGAGAGAAAUAAACAACUGGCCUUGGAAAGAAGGCAGGCAAAGCUGCUGAGUAAUAGUCAGUCCCUAGGAAAUGAUAUGUUAACGAAUACACCCAGGGCACACACGGUUGCAGAGGUUAAUACUGAUGAGGAUCAAAAGGAGGAGUCAAAUGGAUUAAACGAAGACAUUCUAGACAAUCCAUGUAAUGAUGCUAUUGCCAAUACUUUAAAUGAAGAGGAAUUAAAACUAGAGGAAACACUGCUGGACCAGUCUUUUAAAAGUGUGCAACAGCAACUUGAUGCUACAUCCAGAAAUAUUACUGAAGCUAGGUAAGUUUCCAUUAAGAGAAAAUGUAUCUGUUAAGUCAUCAUCCUGCAAGCUUGGCGUUACUAUGUAUUUUUUCUUCUUGGAGUGAAAAUCCUUAGGUAGUAAAACUUUUAUAGAUUAUUGUUUAAAAUCUGAUAAUCUGGUAUUUAUUUAUAAUUAUGCUUGUCACUUUAGUUAAAUCUAUUUGUUCUCUUUAGUGUUUGUUUUUAUAUAGGUAUUUCUUCAUAAAAUGAUUAGUAGGUAAU